Messenger RNA from Phodopus roborovskii (desert hamster), 2311 nucleotides. RefSeq names its product AAR2 splicing factor (gene Aar2). Gene Ontology annotation, biological process: spliceosomal tri-snRNP complex assembly. The record is from RefSeq and is a predicted model, not a curated record. The coding region runs from base 109 to 1263 and encodes 384 amino acids. The transcript has 4 exons. NCBI's taxonomy places the organism in Eukaryota, Metazoa, Chordata, Mammalia, Rodentia, Cricetidae.
GAGCUUGGGGACCAGAGACCUUAUCCUCAUUCGACCUGGUUCUACCAUCGUCUCUGCGUGGCUUCUGAAGGCAAGAAAGAGUACUACUUUUGGUUACCCGCUGGUGCCAUGGCGUCCAUGCAGAUGGACCCUGAGUUAGCCAAGCAACUCUUCUUUGAAGGAGCCACUGUGAUCAUUUUGAACAUGCCCAAGGGGACAGAGUUUGGCAUCGACUACAACUCCUGGGAGGUGGGGCCCAAGUUCCGGGGUGUGAAGAUGAUCCCUCCUGGCAUCCACUUCCUCCACUACAGCUCUGUGGACAAGGCCAAUCCCAGGGAGGUGGGCCCUCGGAUGGGCUUCUUCCUUAGCCUGAAGCAGCGGGGGCUGACAGUCCUGCGCUGGAAUGCUGUUCAGGAAGAGGUAGACUUGUUUCCAGCUCCAGAGGCUGAAGUAGAAGCUAUGAGAGCCAAUCUCCCUGAGCUAGACCAGUUUCUGGGACCUUACCCAUAUGCUACACUCAAGAAAUGGAUCUCACUCACCAACUUCAUCAGUGAGGCCACCAUGGAGAAGCUGCAGCCCGAGAGCCGGCAGAUCUGUGCCUUCUCAGACGUGCUGCCUGUGCUUUCCAUGAGGCACACCAAGGACAGGGUGGGACAGAAUCUACCCCUCUGUGGUACUGAGUGCAAAAGCUACCAGGAGGGCUUGGCCCGGCUGCCUGAGAUGAAGCCCAGGGCUGGGACAGAGAUACGCUUCUCGGAGUUGCCCACUCAGAUGUUCCCAGCAGGUGCCACACCAGCAGAGAUCACCAGGCACAGCAUGGACUUGAGCUAUGCCCUCGAGACUGUGCUCAGCAAGCAGUUCCCUUGCAACCCCCAGGAUGUACUUGGUGAACUCCAGUUUGCCUUUGUGUGCGUCUUGCUGGGCAACGUGUACGAGGCAUUUGAGCACUGGAAGCGGCUCCUGAACCUCCUGUGUCGGUCAGAAGCAGCCAUGGUAAAGCACCAUACCCUGUACAUCAGCCUCAUCUCCAUCCUCUACCACCAGCUUGGUGAGAUCCCUGCCGACUUCUUUGUGGACAUUGUCUCCCAGGACAACUUCCUCACCAGUACCUUACAGGUUUUCUUUUCUUCUGCCUGCAGUAUUGCUGUGGAUGCCACCCUGAGGAAGAAAGCGGAAAAGUUCCAAGCCCACCUGACUAAGAAGUUCCGGUGGGAUUUUGCUUCGGAGCCGGAGGAUUGUGCCCCAGUGGUGGUGGAGCUCCCUGAGGGCAUCGAGACUGGCUAGCUGCAGAUCCUCAAGCCAGGGAGGCCUCUUCCCACAUGGCUACUCCCCAGUUCCCCAGUGUCUCUGCUCAUCCAUCUUCCUGGGACCCUUCCAGCAUAGCAGUCCAGGCAGGUCCUGUAAAGAUGGAGCCAGGAUCCCUCUUCACCCGUGAAUACAUUCCUUUGCUGAAAAAGCAGAGCAUUGUGGUUCCUUUUAACCUGGCCCUGGCACUUAAUUUCAGAAAAGAGCCCUUGUAGAAGGUCCAGGUGAAAUCCACCCCGAAACAUCUAAUUGCUUCUGACAAUGAGAAAAAGCCUUAAGUCUAAAAGACUAUGCUUAGUCCAUAGCUGGUUAAAAGAAGGAAGAGGAAACUUGCUCCGUCCCAGGUCUAAGGGGUUAGUCGGUAAAUUGUUAAGUUAAAUGUAGGUUUGAAGUUGAGUGUGGUUUGUACAGACUUUCUGCCUGCUCUUUGUUAAGUGGAAGGAGGUCUACUGGAAAAUGGGCCACUGAGCUCUCAGGAGCCCAGCCUGGGGGAGGGCGACAAGUAGUCAGCUUCAGCUUCCUCUCCCAAGGCUUCUGCCUAGAAGCCCUAGGGGUUGAUUUCCCAGAAUUGGCCUGGUCUUGGGGCUUCCAUUCUGAGGCCUCACACUUUCAAGUGGGACAUGGAAGCCUGUGUCCCCAUUUUUCACUGAGGCCACCAUGACUUUUUCUGAUGACAUGGAAAUUCAAACAAAAGGAAAGGAUCUUGCUUCCAUGCCAUGGUGAUAGCUGGGUAGCUUAACUUCCCAGCCCCGCUGUGGCUGUGGGGCUGUCAUCAAUGCUGUCACAUUUCUGGGUUAGGGCACACCCAUUGUGCUGUGUGGGCAGAGUUCUGCCUCAAGGAGGGCUCCCAGGCCCUCCACUCUGACCUCAGGUGGCUUGCUGUGCUCUGAGAUCCCAGUGCUGUCCUCUUAACUCCCAGCAGGUCUCUGAAUGGGAGUCCUGCUGCUAAGACUUUCGGUUCCUCUUGUUUCCUUGGAGAUGUUUUCCAAGAGCAGAAUGUACAUUAAAGUCUUUGAGUUGGGACUAA